AUGCUCUCGUCACCGCCGGCGGAAGUAGAUUCGGAUACUGUCAGUGAAGGUGGCGACAUUGGCGCUCCUGCAAACAGCCACCUCGUUGUGACACCUGCGAUCACGAGAGCCGCGGCCGCAACGGUAGCAACCGCACCAACAGUGGGCGGGCUUGGAGUCCGGUCGGCCGCCCUCGGCAACGACGACGUCUUCACCCUUUCCAGCCCGACCAGCUUUCCAGGCGGGCCACGUAUAGAGCUUAGGAUGACCGCAAGCGAGCUGAGGAGGGCUCGCCAGACGAAGGCGGCCGCACUGAAGAAAUUACUUGCGACAAUGCUUCAGGAUGCCAAGGUGCAAGCGGGCGAGCUAGACGUCGUCCACGGGAUGAGCGGCCCCGCAAUCACCAGGAGCAACUUGAGCGGAGCGGCAGCAGCGGCCGCGGCGGCAGAAGCGGCCGCGGUGGUGACGCGCGCAAACUUGCAUACGACGGCACUCCUUGUGAGUGGCAAGGAGGAGCGAGAAAAGGCUAGCAAGAGCACCUCGAACAGCGCCGUUCGGAACGUCGGCUAUAGUGGCAGGGACAUCGGUUCGAAGGUGGCGGAAAGGUGGGGGGCAACGCUGCUGCUGCACCGCGUCAAGAGGGCAAGAGCGGCAGAUUCUUCGCCAUUGGGACCUUGCGGGGUUGCUGCCGCCCCUGGGGACAUCUCCGUGGUGCCGAUCACAACGGCGAGCAGCCAGCGCCGCCAGCUGUGGGCCCUCGCCAUCCGCGAGAACGAACUGCGGCACGAGAGGAUGAAGGAGGACAGCAGGAGUGAGUACGACGUGAGGCAAAAGGAGCUGCUCAGCUGGAUGGUGGACGAAGAGGCCGGCCGGCACGAUCACUUGGAUGGAACCGCGGGCCCUCCACCGCCAGUGUGGCUUGACACGGACAGAUGCACCGCUGACGGUGGCGACCGAUCGCCCUUUGUGGCUUGA
Messenger RNA from Ectocarpus siliculosus, 954 nucleotides. NCBI's taxonomy places the organism in Eukaryota, Phaeophyceae, Ectocarpales, Ectocarpaceae. The record is from the annotation of a GenBank genome assembly.